CAAAGUUCAAACCAUAUAGUAAAACAUUGUAUGUAGCUAUUUGGUUACAGAAAAGGUGCAUUUAUUUGGUAGAUGGAUUUGUUUUUCUGGACAAAAUUUGGUAGAUGAAUUAAAAAGCGAAUAGAGAGGAAAAAUAAAAAUGGAAACAGAACUCUCUCCAAACUGUCAGAAUGCUGUUUGCAGGAAGAGGCACGUGACAAACACUGCCCAAUCCCUGAGCUCAACAGGAAUAGCGUGCCUUUCACGUAACAAUACAUUCAACCAGGGCUCAAGUAGAAACAAAAGAACUUACGGCCAGCCACUUUCCUUUUCUCUCAUUUCUUCACCGCAAAGACUCACCCUAAAGAGAAGAAGAUUAGUCAGAGAAUGAUAUUUUUUACUUAUACUUAUUCACCAUAACUUCUACAAGCAGACAGAAUCAACAGAUCUAGAGUUUAAGAACAAGAGACGAUGACCACGUACAAGCUAUUUUUGAGAGCAAUAAGCAAGAGAAGAACAUGGGUCUGUCUCUUUCUUGUAGUCUACGCGACCCUCUUGUCUUCUUCGUGGAACUGGCUGAAUUCGAUUGUUGACUGGUACGGAGAGAACCACAAUACAUCAUCUGGUUGGCCUGCGGUUUACGCUUCGGUGCUUCUUGGAGCGGUGUUCGGAGUUCUGUCCAUGGCAGCGGCGCUGUUCAUAGCCGUGCCGGCCAUCGUUGUGAUAUGGAUAUCAGUGGUGGUGACGAUGGCGUUCGCUGGGAAAUCGAGGAGGAGCGUAGUGGUUGAAGGGAGGAUAGUGACGAAAGAGAUCGCUGGGUUUGUGUUUAAGGUUCUACUUAAAGAAGGAAACUUUGUGGCUCUUCUUUGUGCUCUCCUUGCUUACUUCGUCUUCUUCAACUCUUACUCUACCUCAACUUAGCCAAUUUGUCAUAGGAACAUUUUUUACAAGUAAUUAUCAAAUUUUCUUCUGAUUCAUUGUUCUCAGAUUAAAAAAAAUAUUGUAUUAUUGUUCCUAGUUUAACAAGAUUUUGGUUGAAUCUGCAAAGCGAUCUUCUUUGUUGGGUGGAUGUAUUUUCUGACGUUAGAAUGAAUGCUACACGUCACUAUACCAA
Brassica napus (rape) is the source of this 1093-nucleotide messenger RNA. RefSeq lists its product as uncharacterized. The record is from RefSeq and is a predicted model, not a curated record. The transcript has a single exon. Bases 451 to 900 code for a protein of 149 amino acids. Lineage: Eukaryota; Viridiplantae; Streptophyta; Magnoliopsida; Brassicales; Brassicaceae.